Messenger RNA from Schistocerca gregaria, 11381 nucleotides. RefSeq names its product protein Smaug homolog 1 (gene smg). Gene Ontology annotation, biological process: regulation of mRNA stability; negative regulation of translation; nuclear-transcribed mRNA poly(A) tail shortening. The coding region runs from base 270 to 2375 and encodes 701 amino acids. The record is from RefSeq and is a predicted model, not a curated record. Gene Ontology annotation, molecular function: protein binding; mRNA binding; translation repressor activity. Gene Ontology annotation, cellular component: P-body. NCBI's taxonomy places the organism in Eukaryota, Metazoa, Arthropoda, Insecta, Orthoptera, Acrididae. The transcript is spliced from 11 exons.
CCAGAGACGUGCUAUGCGCAUUUGGAUUAGUAAAAAUGUAGUGACACAUAAUAUUUAUUUAUUGAACAGUUGAUGCUUUCAACAGAACUACGUAUAUGCUUCAAAUCUGUAAGCUUCUUCAGCAUACAAAUAUGAUGUAUUAUUUGUCUUACAUGAAAUAUAUGUGUGGGUAAAUUGGUCACGUAUCCUGUGACAUAUGACGUCAGUCGUGGACUGCAGUGGUGGUGUUUUUGUUGACUGAAAAUGUUAUAAGGUACAGGGAUGCACGAAUGAGUGAGGCUAGUGGAGUAUGUGUGCAGCGUCAGUUUGAUCUGGGCCGUACUUCCCUACGGUCAGACAGUAGCGUAGGCAGUGGAGCAGUCAUGUUCCGCGAGCAGGUAAACACUGUCUCAGCCUGGUUUGACCAGUGGAAUGAAUGCGAACGUACUGUGGCGCUCUACUCCCUGUUGAAACGGCUCAGCCCAGCCAAAUGCCGCUUCCUGGCCCUGGCUUUGGAUCACAGCCUCGCUGAAUGUGGCGAACUGCAUCAGACUGAAAUACAGGCAAACAAUCCAGGAUAUAUUGGAAGCAUCUUGUCCCUGGGCUGCGACGGCUCGACACUGAGGCAGUUGCUGCAGCUACUGCCCCUGCUGCGGCCUGGCAACUGCGAAGCCAAGUCUCGCUAUCUUGCGGCCAUCCACUCUGCGCUCAGUCAUGCAGUGGAGACCGGGGCGUAUGUGGAGGAAGCGAGACAGCUCCUCAGUUAUGCGCUGAUACAUCCAGCAAUCAGCAAUGGCGACAGGAGGUCACUCACUCAGUGGCUUCGCCACCUAGAGGACCGCAUUGCCAAUGGUCCGUCAUCUGGAGGAGUAGCUGGAGCGAUUGGUACUUGUACACCUGUGGCAGACACUCCACCGGUGUGGGGCACCAAUGGCCACUUCCAGGCAAAUGGACAGCACCUGAAGGUGCGGCGUAGCAACAGCCUCACGCCACCAGUCACAGUGAGUCAGACGUCGGAGCUGUGGAGUUCACAGGACGACCUCAGCUACAAUGCGAGGAACAAGCCCCGCAGCUUCUCACUGUCUUCGGAGCACGCGCCUCCGCUGUCGCCGCAGAGUUCACUGGCGUCGUCAGGCAGUGGCUCUGAAUCGCAGCUGGAGGAUAAUAUUUCCCUGCAGCAGGGACCCGACCCUGUCGGCAUGAGGGAUGUACCAGCGUGGCUGAAAUCCCUUCGCCUGCACAAAUAUGUCAGCCUUUUCUUGACACUGACAUAUGAGGAGAUGAUGGCACUGACUGAAGAGUGGCUGGCUGCAAGAGGUGUGACGAAGGGAGCGAGGCACAAGAUUGUGAUGUCGGUGCGGAAGCUGCGGGAGCGCGGGUCGCUCUUGCGGCAGGUGGAACGCGAAGUGAUGGAGGGGGGACCCGCUACCCUGGGCCCGGCCCUCGACGAGCUCAAGACUGUACUCUUAUCCCCCAUAAAGCCACAGCCACCCACAGCUGCAACGGAGGACGCCAGUAACACUGACGAGGAGGGUACCGAUGAUAGGGAGUUGGACGUGCCCACUCAGUUCACGAGGUGCAUUGGGAAAGUGUGCUCAAAGAUGCUGGGCGGUGUGGGAGGGAGGCCGGAUCCCGAGUGUGCGGGCCACCUGGUGCAGCUGGUGUACCUGCUGGACCGCGCCGUUACCCACGACGCCUUCCCCCCGCACCACAAGCGCCGCCUGGCCCAGUGGCGCAGCCGCGUCCAGGACGCGUGGCGCUGUGUGCCGCUGCCCCUCCCACCCCCUCCGCCGCCUCUCCCUCCUUCGCCAUGCGUCUCUGGUCCCGUGGUGUCGGGUCCGGGCCAGCACCAGUCGGGAGGGCUGCGAACGAGUGGCAAAAACAGGUGGCAGAACACCCAACAGCAUUUUGGGUAUUCGGGAGGCCACAGCAAUGGCUACUCUCACGGGAACAGGUUCCAACAGCCACCUCCUUCUCACCCGCGGAAGAGUGGGGUUUUCUCACCUACGGGUCCCAUCCAAAUUCAGCAGAGGGUGCAGGCACCGACCAAGAGAGCAGAACACACGACACCACCAGUGCUUUCGGUUUCUGCAGAGUCAUCCAGCCUGCCAGUGCCCGUCCAUGUUCCAAGCGUCAGGUGUGUUCUGCCGCCUCCACAGCAGCAGAGGCAGAUGCCGGCCGCCCCGCCACGACCGUCUCCCGUCCCGUCGGGCCCACCUCCAUCGUUCACAGGCUUGUUUACGCAGCCUCCAGUGGAGCUGCAGGCACGCCAGGAAGAGUGUGUUAGAAACGUCCGUACAGACGUGGAUGCGAAUGACACAGAACUGGAUUCCCGCCUGGAGUCGCUAUGCCUCCGCAUGACAGAGCACGCCCUGGGGGGCAAUGGUGAGAACUAAGGUUACCUGUUGAGACCACAUAAGUAUCUUCCCAUUUCUAUUUUGAAUUCCUUCUGUUCCGUGCAGCGUGUCAUACUGUCUCGGUGGGACAAUGCAAGUUGUAAUUUCUCUGCAAUUUCUAAUCUCAGUGGCAGAAAGUGACUUCACAGAGAUUUAGGCUGGAUCCACUCCGGGACUGCAUCAUAUAUACAGUGGUCGAUGGUUUUUCUGUAAUUGCUUCACUCGCAGAUCCUGACUGGUGUCUGUAAUAUUGCACAUAUGGUCCAGUAGAGUUUGUCCUGUAUUUAAGCCAGUUAACAGAUAAUAAAUUGUUCGCUGGAGAACAGUUUUACAAAUUGGGCAGAAGUAAAGCCAUUAUUAUGCUGACAACCAACGACAUUGUAAACAAAUGCCAGUAAUCCUACACUAGCAUUUGGUAAUGAUAGAACAGAUUGUCGAACUGGCUUAAUCUAUGACGGUCUCCAGUUACUCUUGUCAAUAGUGGAUUACAAUUUACAUUUGCUUCCAUUGGCACUAGAUGUUCUGCUAACAAUGUUGUUUUGUACUAGCAUUACAUAUGUUGCUGACAAAAGUGCUGCAGAUAGUGACCCACAUGAAGCAGUGUUUUUACUUUUCAUUACAAAAGUUAUAAAAUGUAGCUUUGUGUGCAUGGAUUUUGGACAGCCACAAAUCACUUGUGCUUUCAGAGGAUUAUUGUUAAAACAAAGGUGAUGUUUGCAUGUGUGUUCCCAAAGUAUUUGCAUGUACUGUAUAAUUUUGUAUGGAUGUGUGGCUUAGAACAUGGCAAAAAGGCCAAUAUUCUCUUGUUUUUAUUAUAUGAGGCUUUAAAAAGUGUGACAACUAGCUCUGGUCAUGUUAAAUGUUACUUAUAAUCUGGUUGAAACUUAACCAGCAGAGCUGGUUUUGUAGACCAUGCUACCUGUGGUAGCUACUAUAAUUUCCACAGAUUAUUAGAAACUAGGAAUUAAUUUUAUUUAGUGUGUGUGUGUGUGUGUGUGUGUGUGUGUGUGUGUGUGUGUGUGUGUUUCAAUUUUUUUCUUCAGGUGUAAUAGAAAUAAGAGUAACUUUUUUUCACCAUGUGCAAUAGCCAAUAAUAAAUAGUAAAGUUAGUUUGCUAUACAAAAGCCAAAUUAUUAGCUAUGGAAGUUUUAGCUGUUGUGUGUGGAUGUCUUUUAAGUUAAUUAACAGACAAACCUUCUAGCUGAGGGCAGAUUUGAUUUAAUUUUGUUAAAGAGUUAAAACUUCCAUUGCAUUUCAGUGUUGCUUUCUGAUUACAGGCUAAGGUGGUUAAAUCUUAAAUGUGUUUUGUGCUAUCAAACUAAAGAAGAACUGAAUAAGCUCCUUUACCAUAUUGGCUCUAAUGUAUAGGGGAUUUGCAUAACAUUUUUGAAGGCAUAAAGCCGUAUUUGAGGGGUGUGACUGGUACCUGUGCUGUUUGAUAUUUCCUGAUCGCAACAGUACUGUUUUCAUAAGACUGACUCACAUCUUUUUGCAACUUAAUGUUCAAUUUAAAUAUUAAGAGACCUAUAUACAUGUAUAUUAUACACCUAAUACAGUAUACAAAGAUAAUUUUCCUUGGAGAAAAUGAGGUCUGUAAAUCAGGUUUGCAAAAAACUAACACUAUAGUACAAUUAUAAGUAAAGUAAUGGCACAUAAAGGUUUUUGUUUUCUGCUUCACUGAUAACAUUAAGGGAAGCUUUGGAGCAUUAUAUCUGCGCAUAAAUGUGGUAGAGGCGUGUUAAAUGUGGGAAAAAGAUUGUAAAUAUUAACCUGUAAUAGUCAACUGUGUGUCCGAUAAGUAUAGGUGCACAUGCUCUUAACAAUAUGGUCAUUAUCAUUGCUACAUAUCUGCUGUUUUUACAGUAUUUACAUAUGUUUUUCAGUAAAUGUUGUGGUUUAUAUUUGACAGAAGGGGUGAAAGAGGCAGAUAUUUCUUCCAUUAUUAGUCCUAUAUAAAACUCGUUACUUCCUUCAUAUAUGACAAGUGAGGUUUAAAUGCAAUGUGUUAACUUUUUAUUUGGUGCUUUAUUUCUUAUUAGGCAUACUUAAAUAGGUGAAUGUUUCAGUUGUAUAUCCUUAAUUUUGAAAUAUAGAUGGAGUGUCGUUAUGAAUUAAAGUCCAUUGUCUAUACUACAUCCAAACGCAGGCGUCUUGGAACGACUGAAGGGGAAUUAUUUUUUUUUUUUUGUGAACGGGUGGGGCGGGCUGGAGGGGGAGGGAGGCAAAUUAUUGUUGGCUGUGGUACAUAGUACUGCCACUAUUGUAAUAUUUGGAGAUGUUUGAACAGUGAUUCUGAGCCCUGUAAUGCUAUUAGUGUUGGGACAGACAAGUUUUCGUGUAAUGGUACUAUUGUGAUGUGCCAUAGUUGUAGUGACUGUUAUUUUUUAGUGUGUACUUAAUUCACGAUUCAUUAGCAGUGUGAAAAUGUAAAUUGCUUAUAAUUCAAAAUCUGUACAAUUGUUCUGGCUUGCAUAAUUGGUGACCUAGCAGUUUUUCUGCUACAUGCACCUGGCUGAUUACAUAGCUGCAGUUUCCUGUGUAAUUUACAUAUUUUUUUCAAUUUAUUAACUAUAGGUUUUAUUUUUGGCUGUUUCUACAUUAAACACAGAAAAGUAUGAAAAAAUCAUUUCCUUAUAUUGCAUGGAUGCUUGACCUAUGGGCUACAGACUUGAAGCUGUGCAAAAGUCUUUGUUGAGUAUUUGCAUUAAAUUUUCUAUUUGAAUGUAAAAAUGACAUCAUGAGAGGUAAAAAGCUGUAAUGUGCUGUCAUUCUUACAAGAGAAAUAUUAACUCAAAUUUCCACACUGGUGAUACUGGAGUAGGUAAAAAUGAAACACUUGAAAGUGCUUUUAUUUAAAUAUCCAAUAGAAGUUUGAAAUGCACAGUGGCUCUGGAAAACAGGCUGUAGAUUUAAACACAUUUGGACAUUUUAUGGAUUGGGAGCAAAGCAUUACUUUGGAUGUUAACCUAUCGCUGUUUUUAGUUUGAGGCUGUGGUGGAGAGGGGGGGGGGGGGCUGUAGCUGAGCAUAGAAAUCCAGUUGAUAGUUGUAGACCUUACAAUUUAAUAAAUUAUCUACAUGGAGUACUUCAGUUGUACAUCGACCUCAUUAUGUUGUGCUAGUGAAUCUCGUUUGUGUACUCUGCAGUGAAGUAUAUUAAACUCUGAGCAGAAAUUUAGAGAACAGAUGCUGAGGAAACCCAUGUGGUACUAAAGUUUCUUGUGGUGCCCACAGAAAAAUGUAACUGGUGCAGAAAUUUUGAAAAGUAAGUCUCUCUGAUUCAUUGGAGCCGAAACAUAAUUGUAGGUAAUCUAUACAAAGUCUCUUUAAUUAUCCUGCUGCAAUUAGGCAAAGAAGAUACUGUUACUAUUAUACUUAUAUAUGGAUAUCAGUCCAUGGCAUGCUUUAUUGCACAAACUGUAGCUCUGUGCCACAUUUGAUGCCAAUCUGUGCAGAGAAACAGAGAAAAAUAAUUAAUACAAGGGUCACUCAAUAAAUGCCAUCUCGCAUUUCUCUUUCAAACAGUUUAUUUGUUCAUACAAUGUAGGCUUUCACGGUUGGUGUUGUCUUCAGUUGAAACUUCCAGGCUGAGAGGCCGUGAUCUACCUAUAAAAUUUCCACCUCACGUUUUGUCUCCAUCUGCGGGAGACAUCUUCUGAGGUCGUCCGGCUACUGCUCUCAGAUGUCUCCCGCAGAUGGAGACGAAAUGUCAGGUGGAAAUUUUAUAGGUAGACCACGGCCUCUCAGCCCAGAAGUUUCAACUGAAGAGUAUAUUUGUUCUUAAAUGAUUGAUAUUGUCACCAGAUUAUAUCAAUAUUUUUCUUGCAUGUACUGUUUUUCUACGUUCUACUGCCCUGUUGUGUAAGAGCGUGUAUUUCCUUUCAGUAAGAGCUCUUGUCAUGUGCUCGUAGCCAUGUUCUCACUGCAUGAUUUAUGCUGUCCUCGUCUCUUUAGUUUGUCCAGUCUUCAAAUAUACCUCAGAAUUAAUGGUUCACCUUUUUUGCUAGACAUCCACGAAAAUGUCAUCACCACUAUCCCAAUAGUCUGUCACCACGAUUUUUCGCCAGCACAGGGAGCUGCUUUGAUAUUCUUUUGUUGUGGGUUGUGUUGCUCUAGUGACAGCCUUUUUCUUUCUGUUUCCAGAUCCAAUGCACCCAUGUUUCCUUGCCUGUAACAAUUCUUGACAGAAAGGCCUUUUAGUUGGUCUUGUAAUGUUCCUACUGUUGAGAUAAAGUGUUUUUCCUUUUAAUUUUGUGGUCUUUUGUGAGCAUUCUGAGAACUCAUCUGGCAGUGGCUGUGAUAGGUCAUCCCGAAUGGGGCUGAUCUUGGAAAUCAGUUUCUACAUUUAAUGACUCUUAGACUCUUUACCUGUCACCGACAGUACUUGUACCAUCUAUAUCAUUACUAUACACAAGUCUAUGGAUGUUCACCAGGAUUUGUUUUUCUGCAACCAAUAAUUCAUUUACAGGAAGUCACUUGUAAUAAGUGUCUGGCACUGGCACCAUUUUUAGAGUUCACUAUGCCCCAACCAUCUGUCCAAAAUGUUAGAAACGUGGCACAUGGGCAGCACAAACUUCAGACUUGAAGCACGUAAAGAGACCGUAGACAAUUUCCUAUGCUGUCUCUCAGCUGCUUUAUACUGAGCAAUUGGUGUACAGACAAUAUGUUUGAUCUCAAUGGCUCUUACACAAGUCACUCAAGUUUAAACUAUUUCUAAAUGUUAUGAAGACAUUUCAUUAUGGGCUGUCGUACUAAUGUGCCAUCUUCAGUCACAAUAUUUGUUCUUGUUUAAGUAACUCAUUUCAGAGCUUCCACUCUGUUUUAAAAAACUACUGGACAUUUUUGGGUUUCAGUUUACUGCAUUCAGGUGGUCAUAAAUUGUUCACAUUCUUGAUUGGUGCAAAAAUUUACAGGUUUGAGAUUAAACUUCAAAUUUAGUGCAUUUAUGCCAUAGUAAAUUCUAAAUCAUUAGUAAAAAAUAUUCCAAACAUUUAUAAAAGAUAAGAAUUUUUGUGUGGUAGUGUUUACUAAUGCAGAGAAUUGAAAAUUGUGUGUGUGUGUGUGUGUGUGUGCAUGAAUUGGCUAUCAGUUUCUGCCAUUCUGCUAAGAUUUUAAAUUUUCUUCUGAAUACUGUGGUUAAUACUAUGACUAGGGGUACAUAGUAACCAAUGGUAUGUUCUCUCCUGUUGGCCUUUACUCCUGGGGUAGCAGUUUCUCAUGCACGUAUUUGUUGUGGAUGCUGAUGCUUUCCCAAUAGUUAGUUGUUUCUAGGCACACUCUGAAUACAAAGUAAUUCCUUUCCAAACUUCUAAUGGAUCAACUUGCUUCCAGAACCUCUUCUACCAGAGAGAACUUUUGAAAGCUAUUGUCAGUAAGAUUGCUUUCUUUCAUUUUGUUUGUUGUUCCUACCCUCAGUAGAACUGUAAGGUUAAUCUCGUAGGAUCCAUCCUUAAUGUAAAGAAAAUGAGAGGUCUUCCGAAUCUUGUUAAUUAAUUUUCAUUGUACCUAUAGAAAUUUUAGUUAGAUAUUUUGGACCAAUCAGAGAAAUGGUGGUAAUAUACUACUACCUCAGUAGUUUACUCUCAUGAAUGUCCGAAUUUCUCAAUGGUUAUAAAAUCAGAGGCAUAGAUGGCUUAUUACGUGCUGUACUGAAUUUCUUUAGGGCAAGAUUCUUGGAGCUAAAUUAAUGUUUACCAGCAACACUUGUUAUGUGUUGUAUAUGAAAUUGUAGCAUAAAUCCAUUUCAAUUAUUUGCGCGGUAAGUUUCUUUUGCACUGUAGUCCUGGAAAAAGAAUGACAUUUGUACAGCUUCAGUUCCCUCAUUUUUAGCCAUGUUAAUAGUUUGCAGCUGUGUAAUCAUAUCCAUAAUAAAAUGAAUAAACAUCGUUGGACACUUUUCCAUUGUUCUUAUAGGAUGCAUGGAAGGAAGAAAAGAUUUAUGUAGGUGUUAAGGUUGUGGAUGCCUAGAACAUUGUAAACUGCUGUGCGUUAUAAGUGUGUGUGUGUGUGUGUGUGUGUGUGUGUGUGUGUGUGUGUGUGUGUGUGUGUGUGUGCAGGCUGGCUGCACACACUUAGUGUGCAUUUGAAAUGUACAUUUGACUGAUGUAAUUUGUAAAGUACCUUUUUCUUAUAAUGCAAAUGUGCAACAAGUAAUUGUAAUUCGUAACUGUUACCCAGGGGUGGACGUAUUGUGGGAAGAUGACUAAAUUCAUUUGAUUGAGCUUGUGACUGUCUGACUGAACCAAAUAAGCUCAAAUUUUAAUUUUUUUAUUUCAACUGACAGCUGCUGUCCGCAGGAAAAGAAUUUUUAACUGCAAAGCUUUUUGGAGAUCAAUUUAGUGUUAAAAAAAGUUUCUCAAAUGUGUGUGACUCUUUAAAUGUGUAAUCUAGAUGUUUCAUAUUGCAGUUUGUUUUAAACUGUGUGUUUCACCUAUUCAGGUGUUGUCAAUUAUAUUAUCAGAAUGUGUAUGUAUAUAAUGGAAGGUACCAUUAAUCAUCUGUGUUGGCUGUUAAUGUUUGCAAUAGUAAUAAUGUUAAUAAUAGUGGUAGUGUUGUUAGUGGUAAUAGCAAAAUUAAUGGCUUGCAGUUUGUCAUGUGUUCAAUGUCCUUCACUGAUAUUCACUUCAAAUUUCUGAAGUAACUUCAUGCUUAGCUCACUCUAGAGAGAAGUGACUAUUAGGCCAUAGACUGCAAAAUGUCUGUGGCCUGACUAGAAGACUGAUUCAGAAGUGAUCUGGGACAAUGCUAGUAGGUUUUUUUACUAUGACAUGGGAACAUUGUUCGUGGACUGAUGCCGGAUGGGGAAUGUUAGGUGCAUCUGCAGAAGGGUGUAUACUCAGUCUCAUGAGCUCUGUGUCAGAGGAAGAAAAAAUUAAGCCAAUGGAUGCAGGAUUAUUGCAGUGGAUAGGUACAUGUCCAGCAGGGUUGAUUAAAUGUAUGUGCACAAUAUUUUGACAACUCUGUCCCCAUCAGCUACAGUGAAUGUUUGUGUUGCAGUGGAUUCCAACCAGACCGAUAUCUCUUUGGCCCUGUGGUGCUAUUUAUACCAGUUUUCUUUCCAUUGCUAUACCCUUCACUGCAUGUUUUUUCUGGUGCAUGUGCUGUUAUCAAGUGGAAGUUUCAGUUCCUUGACAUUUCUGUCUUUUAUGUAUUAGAUGACAACCUUUUGACAAAGAAGAUAAGGUAAAUUAUAUAACUGUUUGAAAAAGAAAAAAAAAUUGUCAAUAGACUAACGUUUUGUCUAUUGACUGCCAUUUUUAUUUGAAAAAUAUAAGUUUCAGGCAGUGUCACCCAUCAUUGUAUCUGUUUUUAUUAAACAAAUACUCUGAGGUUCUAAUUCUGUGUUUACAAUAUUACAAAGCUAAAAAAGUGUCAGAUUACAAAACAAAAGUUGAACAACACAAUAUCUUGUAGUUGUUGAUAUAUUUAGUAUAUCUUACAUAUUUUGUAUAUCUUACAUAUUUUAACUAAAAUAAUUUUUGAAAAUAUAAUGUUAUUCGGUAGACAAAAACUAUAUUCACAAAGUGGCAGCAGGCGAACACUCAUGUAAACCCGUUUAAAUUUGCAAGCUUUCAGAACUAGUGAGUCCUUCAUCUGGCAAAAGAGUUGACGGGUAACGAAGAGGGUUGAAGGAAAAGACUGGUGAUGUUUCGGAAAUAGGGAGAGUUUGGAAAUAUUGCCCAGAACUGUAGAUCAGGGGAGACUUACCUUCAUCUCUCUUCCUUUCCCUUAAAUUCAUCUGCCAGCAGAAGGAGCCACUGGUUCCGAAAGCUUGAAAAUUCAAAUAACAUCUAAGUGUGUUCUCCUGCUGCCACAUGGUGGCAGCAGGAGAAUUGCAAAAAGAUAUAAAUUUUUUAGCUAUGUAACAUUGUAAACCCAAGAUUAGAAUGUAAUUGUACUUUAUUUUUAUUGUUUAACAUAUCAUAUAUCUGAAGGUGGACAACAUUGCCUGAAAUCUGUCAUUUUUUAAUAAAAACAGCAACAAAUAUUCUGUAUCAAUAAUUGCGGGUGACUCCCAGUAGCAAAUUUGUCCAAUUUUGAUAAAACUGGGGAUGUCAACCUGACUAUAUAUGCAGAGAUAAAUCGAGUAGCAUUUUAAAUAAAUUUGCAGAAAUGAUUGGCAAACAAGAGAUGACAUAAUUUAACUUAAAUGUAAAUCUUGUUAAUUUUAUUGUUUGAAGUGACAAAUAAAAUAAGGCUAGGAUGGUCAGAACCUGGUGUGAUUUUUUGCUACCAAAGUCUUAAUUAAAAAAAGAAAGUUAAACCUCGCGCAUGCCACCCCACCCCCUCUGACUUCCAUUUUUCAUGGAACAUCAAAUACUUACAUCCACAUUACAUCUGAUAUUCCUUGAUACUAUAUACACUGAUUCAGGAGCAUUUUCUUAAUUUUUUUAUUUUAUUAAGGAUUGUUAGUGUGAUUCGAGGCUACUUGUCUGUGGACCCCAUAAUGCACUAAUAAUUUAGCCAAUGACAAAAUUCUCUUAAAAUAUUUUCUGUGUGUAAAUUAUGUUGGUGUGGAGUAGGUGUAUGAUUAUCCAGGGUAGUGGGUCUUAACAGUUUUGUAACAGUGUCACGGUAAUGGAUGACAAAAAUUUAGAGGUCAGCACACAAUGAAGCACUUUCACAAAAUUACUUGUCUGACUCUGACUUUAUUUAACCACAUAGGUAAUGCACUUUGGCUGACUGCAUUUAACAGAUAAAAACAAAAGGGAAGAAUCAGUGGUGCAUCACAUCAACAAUAUUACUUACGUGUACCAUACUUAAGCCUAGGGUCUCAUUCAGAUGAGCAAAAAUAGCAAAAGUUUGGAAUUUUUUUUGAAACAAUGAAAAGACCUGCAAAGGGUCUGUUUAGGGAUUAUGAUUGAUCAUAGUAUGAACUUUAUUUUAGAUUUUCAGUGCAAAAACAAAAUGACACCUGUAAUUAAGAUUUAAUUUGAUCAAGGAUCUGAGAGUUUGAUGUAACAGACUGCAUGCAGUGUACCCCCUCAGGAGUUGUCUGAAAUCAAAA